AGAUAAGAUGGCCCAUCAAAUUUUGCUUCUUAGUUUAAUAGUAAGCAUAGUUUCUUCCCAUGUUGCCAAAGAUUUUAGAUUAGUAAGAUCCCACAUUUUACACGAUGCAGAAGAAAAAUCUUUUAAUCAACUAGACGAUGAUGAUCAGUCACAGCCCUCACAGGAAAACCAUCAAGGACCUUACACAGGAACUUGCAAAGGGGGAUUAGAAUGUGUACCAUUUGUAAGCUGUCCAGGUCACUAUUGGAUGAAAGAUAAAGCUUAUUGUAAAUCUAUAGUUGGUAGGAGAGGUAUAUGCUGCAGUUCUGGAAGAAAUUUAACAAAACCUCUGACAUCCAAAGAUAAUAGAGCUCACCGACCUCAUCACUUAAGCUUGGAUUCGACAACUCUUGGAAUUCUGACGCAUAAGAGUAGAGCUGCAAUGGAUCGGCUACGAUUACAAGAAACCAAAUUACUUAUGACUGAUGGUAACAUGAUUCUGGAACCAGGUUCUGCCAGUUAUAGCCAUUUCAGAAAUUCAAGAAGAUUUAGUUUUACGGAUGUUGCGGAAGUUAUAAACAUAGGAGCAAGAGCAUUGCAAAUUGCUGUCGCUACAACUGCAUUUAAAGAAAGGGAGGGGGUGAGUAAUUUAGAGUUAGAGCAAGGACUCUUGGAACAAAACUUAGAAAGCAGCCCAUUGGGACAUGUUUGUCCUCAUAAACCUCAUUGUCCACCUGUUGAUGAUAAAUAUAGGAGGAUUGAUGGUACUUGCAACAACGUAUACCACUCAUUAUGGGGAGCUUCUAAAACACCAUAUAGUAGAUUAAUGGCACCAUAUUAUGAUGAUGGGGUCUGGUCACCAAGAACUUCUAUUUUGGACAGACAUGCUCUUCCAAGCCCAAGAUUGAUUACUAACCAGGUUUUUAAUGACAGGGAAGCAAAAAAUGAGGAAUAUACUUUACUUCUUAUGCAAUUUGGACAAUUUAUUUCACAUGAUAUUACCCAUUCAGUCGACUUUACAUACAGCAACGGCAGUGCUAUAUCAUGUUGUACAAAGGAUGGAAAAGAUGCCUUGCCAAUAGAGAACCGUCACUAUGCAUGUAUGCCCAUUAAACUGCCAAAAAGUGACAACUUUUAUGGAGGUUACAAACAAAAAUGCAUGAAUUUUGUCAGGACAGUUUUAGCACCCCGUGAGGAUUGUACUUUAGGAUAUUCGCAGCAGAUGAACGAAGUAACACACUUUUUAGACGGCUCUACAAUUUAUGGUUCAACUCCAGAGCAAACAUUACAUCUUAGAAGUUUUGAAGGGGGUAAACUCAAAUCUUUUAAUGAUUUUGGUAGGGAACUCUUACCAUUAUCGAAAGAUAAAGAUGCGUGCCUUACUAUGGAAGAUGGAACUGCUUGCUUUGAAUCAGGGGAUACCAGAACUAAUCAAAUGAUUACAUUGGUGGCACUGCAUACAAUAUUUAUGAGAGAGCAUAACCGGAUUGCUGAGAUUCUCUCGCACUUGAAUCCCGAUUGGAAUGACGAAGAGAUAUUUUUAGAAACCCGCCAAAUAGUAAUUGCCGAGCUGCAAGUUAUUACAUAUAAAGAGUUCUUACCAAUCAUAAUAGGUGAUACAACAAUGGAAGAAUUUGAUCUUAGUCUGGAAGAAGGUUAUGAAUAUUAUUACGGUUAUGAUCCAAAGGUGGAACCUUCCGUUAUUAAUGAGUUUUCUACAGCAGCAUUUCGAUUUGGACAUUCAAUAGUCGACGGAACCUUAAAAAUUUAUGGACUUCACAAGCUGGAAGAAAUGAUAUCCAUUCCUGAAGUAAUGUUCUAUCCAUCCCAAAUGAGAAAAAGUAAAUUCCUAGAUAAAGUGUUAAGUACCCUCACAACAGAACCUAUACAGGAGGUCGAUGGAUCUUUUACAGAUGCGUUAACAAAGUACAUGUUUAGAGCUGGAAGUCCAUUUGGAGUAGAUUUACCUUCAAUAAAUAUUCAAAGAGGAAGAGAUCACGGCUUAAGGCCGUAUAACGAUUACAGAGAGUUAAGUGGUUUACCAAGAUACAAGUCCUUCAGAGAUUUUGGUCCCGAGUAUGGCGAACGGUUAAGUAAAGUAUACUCUACUGUAGAUGACGUAGAUUUAUGGGUCGGAGGAUUACUAGAAGAUAAAGUUGAUGGAAGCUUGGUUGGCCCAGUUUUUAGAGAUAUCAUCGCAGAGCAAUUCUUGAGGUUACGAAGAGGAGAUCGUUAUUUCUUUGAACACGAUCCAAAUUCUAAUCCAGGGCAUUUUACUCCAGAUCAACUGUUUCAACUAAGGAAAGCUUCUAUGUCAAGAAUUAUUUGUGACAAUAGUGAUCACAUUUUGCUAUCGCGUCAAGCUCCGAAUGCAUUCAGAAGACCUGGAAAAAGGAACGAGUUUGUGGAUUGCAAUAGUAAUAUCAUACCAAAAAUAGAUCUUCGAUAUUGGUCCCAAUAGAUAUUUACACUCCUUUUUAUAUUUUUAUUCGUUAGUAUUUAUUAGUUUUAUUCUUAUUAACUUUUCUAUUACUGUAUUAUGUAAAGUUUUAUCUUAUGAAUGUUUGAAAAUAUAUUUUAUCAGAUUUUU
Molecule: messenger RNA, 2569 nt
Organism: Diabrotica balteata
Lineage: Eukaryota; Metazoa; Arthropoda; Insecta; Coleoptera; Chrysomelidae
Source: the annotation of a GenBank genome assembly